Pseudocercospora fijiensis CIRAD86 is the source of this 1278-nucleotide messenger RNA. RefSeq lists its product as uncharacterized. The transcript has 2 exons. Gene Ontology annotation, molecular function: oxidoreductase activity, acting on the CH-OH group of donors, NAD or NADP as acceptor; oxidoreductase activity, acting on the CH-CH group of donors, NAD or NADP as acceptor; NAD binding. NCBI's taxonomy places the organism in Eukaryota, Fungi, Ascomycota, Dothideomycetes, Mycosphaerellales, Mycosphaerellaceae. The record is from RefSeq and is a predicted model, not a curated record. The coding region runs from base 1 to 1278 and encodes 425 amino acids. Gene Ontology annotation, biological process: polysaccharide biosynthetic process.
AUGUUGUCCAUUAACAGUUCCACACAGCUUCUGCCUCGUGUUGACUCGCCCGAAAAUGCCGGGACGAGUAAAUUGUUCGCAAACCUCGCUGCUCACCAAUCCAACCUGCGCGUCAUUCACACCACACCUUCUGAUGGCAACCCCUUGGUGUGCGUCGUCGGCGUGGGCUAUGUCGGCGAAAUCCUCCUCAAAGAGUUCGGAAGCAUAUUCCCAGCCAUAGGCUUCGAUCUCUCCGACUCUCGUCUCGAAUACCUCCAACCCUCCUUCAGCCCAUUGAAGACCGUCCGACUCUCCUCGGACCUGUCAAUCCUGAAAGAAGCCACACACUUCUGCAUCUCAGUUCCCACUCUCCUGCGUCCAGACAAGAGCAUCAACACCGACCAUCUUGUCCGCGCCAUUGCCAUGGUCACAAGCCAAGCACGAUCAGGCUCCACGAUUGUCAUCGAAUCCAGCGUCUCCGUAGGCAUGACCAGAACACUGCUUGGACCUUACAGCGACAAAUUCCACUGCGGAAUGUCUCCCGAACGAGUCGAUCCCGGCCGCACUCAACCUCCCGCCCGAGAAAUCCCAAAGAUCAUCUCAGCACUCUCCGAACCAGCCCUGCUCAGCAUGCACAAAAUCUACUCACAAGCUUUCGAUACCGUCAUCCCAGUCUCCACACCAGAAGUCGCCGAGAUGACCAAAUUGUUUGAGAACUGCUACCGCAUGGUUAAUAUCAGCUACGUCAACGAAAUCGCCGACGCUUGUGCUAAACAUGGCAUUGAUGCCGACGAGGUCAUUUCUGCCGCUGCCACGAAGCCCUUUGGAUUUCAGUCUUUCAAACCUGGACUUGGUGUUGGUGGACACUGUAUCCCCAUCAAUCCUCAUUACCUUAUGGUAAACAACGAUCUGCCAGUCCUGCGACGGGCGACCGCUGAUACAUGGGCGCGUCCUCGUUUGGCCGCGAGAGAGUUCUUCAGGGUCUGCAAGAAAUCUAAUGAAGAGCCACGGAUUUUAGUCAUCGGGAUGGGCUUCAAGCCUGGGCAGAGUGUGAUUAGUUGUUCUCCUGGUGUGGCCUUCGCCGACGAACUUCAAAAUCUUGGUUGUGACGGCUUGGCCUUCUAUGACCCUUUGGUUGAACAGGCGCAGAUUCCUGUGAUUAGAAAGUUGAGCGAAGAAGAGUACAGCGCCGAGUUUGUUGAUGCCUUGUUUGACGCUAUUGCGGUGUGCACGAAGCAGGAUAAGGUUGAUUGGUUGGUCUUGAAGAAUUUGAAGAGGGCGGUGGUACAGUGGUAUUAG